Molecule: messenger RNA, 2770 nt
Organism: Cladophialophora immunda
Lineage: Eukaryota; Fungi; Ascomycota; Eurotiomycetes; Chaetothyriales; Herpotrichiellaceae
Exons: 2
Coding region: 200-2587 (795 amino acids)
Biological process (GO): polynucleotide 5' dephosphorylation; 7-methylguanosine mRNA capping
Cellular component (GO): mRNA capping enzyme complex
Molecular function (GO): polynucleotide 5'-phosphatase activity
Source: RefSeq, a predicted model, not a curated record
UGGAAGGUGGCAUUGGCAUGCGGCCAGUCGCGCGCCGCAGUCGACAGAAAUCCUGACCUCCAUCUUCCUACCCGCUGGCACUGCACACAUCCUGUGCCAGCGACAAACGACGAGUCCACCCACGGACAACUGAUUAAUUGAUGGCCAAAUCCACGCGCUGUUACACAGCUUCACGCCAGAAGCAAUAUUGGGGGCAGUCAUGGACCUGAAGUCGAUGCUCAACGAUUCUUCGACACAGCGACACCAACACCACCAUCAACCUCAACCGCACCCUCCGCCUCGACUUCACACACCACAAUCGUCCUACGAACACACCCCCUCGUACGAGUCUCAUCCUCCCCUCGAGCGGCCUGCAUUGCCAUCGUCGUCCUCGUCGUAUCAUCAGCCGGCGCCGCCAUCAAAUGAAUACCGCACCUCUGCUAACGGCUCCUAUUUUGCGGUGCAGUCACCCCAACAACAAAACUCGGCCUCCGCCUCAGCGUCGACGCCAAGCGCAACCGGUCAGCCCUUUUAUGCGCAGAGCCCUGGGCCGCAUGGACAGAUACAUACUCCUCGUGAAGGGAUUCCACCUUCGCAUCCGUAUCAGUCUCCCUUUGUUCCCUCACCGUCUCCGUCUGGGCCUUACCCUCCAACCCCAGGAUCCGUCCACCACUAUCAAGCCGCUACACCUUCGUCUGCCACAACAUAUCAUCAGUCCAGCGCGCACCCUUCCCUGAGCGCCCAAUCUCCUACUCCUAGAGACGACUACAUUUCUACAAACGGUCUUGCGCAUGCCCAGCAGAGGCACGUUUCACCUCAGGCUCAAUUUCACCCUCCUCCAGUCACUCCCCUCGGUCCACCGGUUACCUACACUCGUCCAUCACCUUACCCUCAUCGUCCGACCUCCCAUGGCCACGAGAGUGUGAGAAGGUCGUCUGUCGGCUCGGUUGGUUCAGUGCAGAGCAGGGAAUACAAUCAGCCUCCAUACCCGCAAGCGGAACAUUCUCGGAGUGCCAGUGGGAGCAUACAAAGGACUUAUUCUGGGGACUUGCGGGAACGUGAACGGAGCAUCGAGAGUGUCAGUCCCAAGACGAUUCCCAAGCCCCCACCGGGCCGUCGCCAGAGUGUUGGGCGGUACCAGGAGUCCAUGUCUGACCCGUAUCCCAAUGCUCAGCCUAAUCGGGCGUCCAUCUCCAACUCCAUCUCAAAUGCUCAAUUCCACACCACGCCAGAUCGGAAUAUUGAGAAUCACAGUCAUGAGACGACGCCCAAGUCCUUUUCCAUGUCAGCUGAGCCUAAACCUGGGGCCCCGUACCCAGAUCCCCGCCCGAGUCCUGGUUUAGGUGCUGCGAACCAAUAUAACUCAACAACACCUCAUCUGACAAAUUCAUCUCUACCCGCACAACAGAGUCCUCCAGCAAACGCUCCGCCUCAACCUUCGUUGAAACGAACUGCAAGUCAUUUGUCUGAUGUUGCAACCACGCCCUUACCCCCUAAAAAGAGACCGCGUCGAGACGAGAUUCCCAUAUGGGCGCACAGCGCUCGUCGUAACCUGCCCUUGAGAUUCGGUGAACCCAUCGAUUGGAGUCCACCACCACGGCAGGCCGUCACGCCAAGGACACCUGGGUCGCCGAGGAACGAUAUCGCGGUGAAGAAGGAAUCCGUGGCUUCACAAGCUGUUAAUGGGCAAGUGCAACAUCACGCGGCGACGCCACCGGGCGAGCCUCGGUGGGAGCCCUCCAUCACUGGCGAUUCAGCAUACGAUGAUCUUACCCGUCAUGUCUGUGACUGGAUCUAUUUCGUUAUCGGCAACGCUGAUGCCCCUACUGGUGGAGCCAUGUUCGAGAUCGAAGCCAAAGUCGGCAUGAUAUUUGACGAGCAGGCGAGCUUUCGGCUGACUCUACCUGUGGAAACGGAGACAGUGUUCAACAGAGAAAAAUUUAGGGGAAAGACGAGUUUCAAGAGUUCCAUGAACAUGGCUCAGCACCAGGCCAUGAAUAAAUUUCUCAACGGCCUCGUCUGGGAGUCGUACCGGGCAUCCCAGGCAUCCGGAGAACCGCCAAGGGUUGAUUAUAGUCACCCCCAUGAGUACGACGAAUUCUACGAGUUGACAGAAGUCGGUCGGAAAAACCUGCCACCGUCCAUAAUGACAUGGCUCAAUCCUCGACACACACCUCGAGUACGCCGUACGAUCGACGAAAAAACGAACACGGUCAAGGCACAGAUCAUCAAGUCACGGAUUGCAGACCUGGAAGUCUACAAUCCUCGGGCUGAUUUCGACUAUCGCAUCUCCAUCUCGAUCGAAAGCCCAUGGGAAGGAGACCCAAACUGGCUGGCUGAGAUGACUGAAGGUGGCCGCGACAGAAAGAAGGACAGAAUGAGCUACAGGCACUUGGCGUACCAGAUUGACCUGACUCAAGUGAGUUACCCCAACAGCACGGUUAAGGAGCACGAGUUGGAGGUGGAGAUUAGCACGGAGCAGGUCCGGAUCGAGCUGGCGAACAUCAAAGCCAGCCAACCUAGCAAGUAUGAAAAGCUCGUGAGAGGGUUCGUUGAUAAUGUCAGGAUAUUAUGUCGGGAAGGGACGCUUCAGAGGCAGCCCAAGUGAGGGCUGGAAGCAUUCGAAACAGGUCAGGCUGGGUCUACGCUCCGGGAGGCUUCGAAGAGACAUGAGAAAUAUGUUUCGCUUCUCCUUUUGAUACCCUUGUAAUACCAGAAACACAAUUCUAGUUGCUAUGCUGCUAUGAAAGGUUUAUAGUUGGUUCUGUGGCCCUGAAGACGAGGCUGCGGG